AUCCUCAAACUGAUAGGACGUGUGUGUUUCUCUGGAUAAACAAAUAUACAAGUUAUUAAUAAUUCUAUCAAAGGUUCAGAAGAGACAGCUCACAAUGAAGCCCGUGGUUGUUCUUCUCCUCCUGGGACUCAUGGUACAGGACGCUGCGGCAGUGACUCACUCUCUGAAGUAUUUCUACACUGCGUCUUCUGGAGUCCCAAACUUCCCAGAGUUUGUGUCUGUUGGAUUGGUUGAUGACGUUCCGAUAGAUCACUAUGACAGCAACACCAAGACAGCAGAACCCAAACAGGACUGGAUGAGCAGAGUCACAGAAGAUGAUCCUCAGUACUGGCAGAGGAACACUGGGAACGUUGUGGGUGACCAGCAGGUCUUCAAAGCCAACAUUGAAAUUGUAAAGCAGCGCUUCAACCAAACUGGAGGUGCUCACAUUUUCCAGGAGAUGUACGGCUGUGAGUGGGAUGAUGAGACUGGAGAGGUCAAUGCUUUUCGUCAGUGGGGUUAUGAUGGAGAAGACUUCAUAUCAUUUGACCUGAAGACAGAGACAUACAUCGCUCCAAAACAACAGGCUGUCAUCACCAAACACAAGUGGGACAAUGACAAAGCUCAGAUAGCUCAGAAUAAACACUACUUCACCCAGAUUUGUCCUGAGUGGCUGAAGAAGUAUGUGAACUAUGGGAGGAGCUCUCUGCUGAGAACAGAUCUUCCCUCAGUGUCUCUCCUCCAGAAGUCUCCCUCCUCUCCAGUCAGCUGCCACGCUACAGGUUUCUACCCUGACAGAGCCAUGAUGUUCUGGAGGAAAGAUGGAGAGGAGCUUCAUGAGGACGUGGACCUCGGAGAGAUCCUCCCCAACCACGAUGGAUCCUUCCAGAUGAGUGUUGACCUGGACCUUUCAUCAGUCCCAGCUGAAGACUGGAGGAGGUACGACUGUGUGUUUCAGCUCGCUGGUAUGAAGGACGACAUCGUCACCAAACUGGACAAACCAAACAUCAGGAGGAAUGAAGAGAAGCCCACUAACAUGACCAUCCCCAUCAUUGCUGCAGUGGUUGUUCUGGCUCUCGUCCUCCUCGCUGUGAUCGGAGUCCUAGUUUACAGAAAGAAGAAAGCUGAAAAGACUCAAAACAGUAAAGCAGCCUACAGCAACGUGCCACUGAACGGGUCAGAGACUUCUUCAGAUAGCUCUCCUAAUGGUUCUAAUGAAGUUGUAAACAGCAGCACACCAUUGACCACAGGUCCGGUGUGAAGAGGAGGGUGAAGAAAUUGGCAACAUUAAAUGCUGUUAUUUACAUUUAUUUUACACGAUCUGUAAUCCAAACAAAAGGGCCACCUCACCACCAACAUGGAUUGAAUAUCACUUAUAUUUAUGGGGGUCAGAAAACUGCAUUACAAUCAGGCUUUAAAGCUGCACUAAUUAAUAUUUGUUUAUGAAAAAGUGAUGAACUGACAUAUCUGUUAUCUGAUGUGUGUAAUGUGAAAGGUAACACUCGCAGUGACAAUCCCACUGAGAAUAAUCACCAACUCUGGUUAAUGGAUAAAUGAAACACAUCUACGUACAUACAUCCCAUCUCCAUACAUCCACUCCUAGGGUGUGGCAGCGAUAUCAUGAUAUAAACCUUGAGAUAACAGAUAUUAACAUGAAAUCACAGAUACAAUGAUAGGUUGGAUCAAUGUUUCCCACCCGUCUGCACACAUACACAGCAUUUAUUUUCCAGUGGUGUGAAUAGUUAGUUUGUAUAUUUCUUUAAAAUUGAAGAUAUUAUUUUGAUUCCAACCAGGCCUAAGUAAGAAAUAAUUUGUCUUUGAGAUUUUUCUUGAUUAAUCAGGAGUGCAUUGUUUUGUAAUAUCUAUCUUUCGAUCUGUUUUGAAACAUAUUUUAAUUUUAGCUGAGACAAAGGGUUGUGGGAUGUUUUCAGCUUCUAAGCUCACUGAUAGAAAUGUUAUAAAUAUUUGUUGCUAUUUUGGGAGGAGGGACGUUUUCUGUCUUAUUUUUAUAAACCUAAAGAAACCGCGAUGCUCCAAAUCUCUUCUUGUGUUGGGUUAAAUAUGAAUGUUGAAUGAAGUUGUCCUGAUAUUUUAUUCCUUUUGUACGUCUGUUUUGCUUUUCAAUAAAGUCCUAAAUAUUCCAAA
Perca flavescens (yellow perch) is the source of this 2124-nucleotide messenger RNA. RefSeq names its product major histocompatibility complex class I-related gene protein. The transcript has 9 exons. The coding region runs from base 95 to 1240 and encodes 381 amino acids. The record is from RefSeq and is a predicted model, not a curated record. Gene Ontology annotation, biological process: immune response. Gene Ontology annotation, cellular component: external side of plasma membrane. NCBI's taxonomy places the organism in Eukaryota, Metazoa, Chordata, Actinopteri, Perciformes, Percidae.